AUGUCCCACAGCAGGUUGCUGCUCCUCCUUGUCCUCCUCUGUGCUGCCAAGACCAGUCAUGCCCUCAGCUUCUCCAAUGCUGCCUCCAUCUUCAGCUGCCUCAACGCAGCCCUCAGAGAAGCCCAGAAGAACCUCCCAGAGGAUAACUCCAUCGUGGCCAAGCGUGGCCUCGACUCCCCAUUGCCGGAGGAGCUGUCUGAGGAGCAGGAAGGGGAUGAGAUUCUGGAGGAAGAGAUGGGGAAAAGGACAUUCCCAGGGGAAGGCCAUUACAAAUACAUCUCCCAAGCUCAGGUGAAGGGGAAGACCUACCAGAACCGAGCCAAGAGCGAUCGCCGCACCAAGGUCACUCUCUCCCUUGAUGUCCCCACCAACAUCAUGAACAUCCUCUUCAACAUUGCCAAAGCCAAGAACUUGAGGGCAAAGGCUGCUGCCAAUGCCCACCUCAUGGCCCAAAUUGGGAGGAGGAAGUGA
Acanthisitta chloris (rifleman) is the source of this 471-nucleotide messenger RNA. RefSeq names its product urocortin 3 (gene UCN3). Gene Ontology annotation, cellular component: extracellular region. Gene Ontology annotation, biological process: adenylate cyclase-activating G protein-coupled receptor signaling pathway; digestion; cellular response to nutrient levels. Bases 1 to 471 code for a protein of 156 amino acids. NCBI's taxonomy places the organism in Eukaryota, Metazoa, Chordata, Aves, Passeriformes, Acanthisittidae. The transcript has a single exon. The record is from RefSeq and is a predicted model, not a curated record. Gene Ontology annotation, molecular function: corticotropin-releasing hormone receptor 2 binding; hormone activity.